Molecule: messenger RNA, 1378 nt
Organism: Magallana angulata
Lineage: Eukaryota; Metazoa; Mollusca; Bivalvia; Ostreida; Ostreidae
Exons: 5
Coding region: 3-524 (173 amino acids)
Source: RefSeq, a predicted model, not a curated record
GAAUGAGCAACACCGUACAGUUGCGGUGGAUUGGAAAUGUAUUUUUCAUAGCUGUAACAGUGACGUUUACGAAUGCUUUGGCAUGCCGCACACCUCCUAAUUGCUGCAUCCGUUACCAUACUGACGGAAACACAAGUCGUUGUAUCGAAUGCAUGCCAGGAUAUUUUGGAACCUUCUGUAGUCAAUUGUGCCUCUAUCCUUUCUACGGCAGAGGGUGUCAGUCUAUGUGUUCGUGUGAUGUGUCAGACUGUGACUAUGUUCAAGGUUGCAGAAAAAAGGUUUCAUCCUCUGAAGCAGUGUCAAAUGUAUCGCCAACAGAGUUAAUGAAUCAAGAUACAUCGAUGUUAUCAAAACAAACAACACUGACCGAGGAAUUUACACAAAGAGAAAAGGAAUUGUAUCUUUCAUACCAAGAGGACAAAUCAUGGCAUAAAAACAAAGUGUUGUUCUAUUUCAUAAUAGGACUUUUAUUUAUAGCGGUGUUAUUGGUGUGUCUCCAUAUUAUACUAUGUUUUGUGGAUUGAAUUGUAUUCAUAAUAGCCGCAUUUACAAACAUUGUAUUCAUAACAUGUUUUGUAAAAACAAAAUGGGUGUGAAUUAAGCGUUUUAACACACUUGAAACGUCGGCAAACUAUGCGGAAGUGAGGAAUAGUGCAUAAAAGGAAGAACAACUUUAUAUUAAACUGUGUUUGUUUCUUCGUUGUUUAUUUUUAAAAAGAAUAUUUUAUCUUCAAUUAAUUAUAGAUGCUGUUUUUCAGUUGAUGAUGGAAUUAUCUGUAUUCAUCACACAUUUAAUUUUUUCAGUUAGGAAAGAAAGAAAUUUUACAAAUCACACACAUAAAGAACCAAGUUACACUAUAUUCUUUAAUGACGUUUUUCGAAAAAAAAUCUCAUUAAAUGCUUAAAAGAUAUUUUCUAUCUUGCGUUUGUCCUCACAUGUUGAUUGGUAAGUUUUUCUUUUUAAAGAUUUAUUUUAGAACUUAAGUUGCUAUAGGUAAAGUUGUAAAUUUGAGACAUAUUGAUAUCAAUAUACGUUUGAUAAGGUUUUAAAAAGCAAAACAAACGAAGGCCAUCUCACGCUUCCGAAAACUCCUCAACAUCACACGUGAUUGAAAAUGAUAAAAUCCAUGCAUUGUAAAAUGUAUUAAAAUGUGCUGGUUUUAUUGAAAUACAGAGAAAGAAUAUAUCAUGUAUUUUUGGAAGCAACAUUUACUUUUAUAUAAAGAAAGGAAAUUUGACCAAAUUGCACAUAGAAAAAAAAAUGGAUGACAUUGUUUCCUUUAUGACUUUUUUCCAUUUUCAGAUAGCUUUAAGUCUGUAACAAAUAUAUUGUACUUUGCUUUUUUCCUUACAAAUUGAUCUAUAAGAUCUAUAUUAA